AUGUCGGAUUCAAUUGAAUUGAUUAAGAAUGUAGAAGAAAGAAAAUUUAAUUCAUCUGAAUUUAUUGAGAGAAAAGUGCCAGAAAAUGAGGAAAAUGUUUCACCAGAAGAGACAGUAUCUGCAGGAACUACUGAAUGCAGUAAUAGUGAAUCUAGGAAAAACAGUAACACAGCUAUUGAGAAAAUUGAGAAAAAUAAUGCUGUAAAUGGUUCUGUAGCUGUUGAUAAAGAAGUGACAGAAAAAAAGACCCUAAAAAGACCAAUCGAUGACGAAGUUAAAGAUGAAGUUCGUGGAAAAAAAACUUGUGUACACAAUGCUUCAUGGGAUAAUCCAGCAAAAGCCAACUCGGAAAACAUGCAGUUAAAUAAGAAAGUGUUGCACAUAUCACCAUUACCAUGCCAUUGGAAGAACGUAGAUUUACACGAUUUGAUAAAAAAAUAUGUAGAAGCAGUAUUUAAAAGAGUUUUGCAUACUAGGAGAAAUAAGCUAUUUGGUGAAAUUGUUUUCGAAGAUGAGGAAUCUGCCGCAGCCGCAAUAAAGACUAUUCAUGGAUUAGAAGUUCCAUCUAAGAGGGGAUUCACAGUACACCUGCAAGCCAAGUACCCACCGAUGAAUUUCGUGUACGGCCAUCAAAGUGACAAACAAAAGGUUUUAAGAAAUAUUGAAAAUACCAGCGAUUCAGUCAAAACAGAGGAAAUAAGACCAGUUAAGAUAAAGACGGAAACUCCUAAUAGUUUUUUGGUAAUAGAACAAAGCACAGAGCAAGUUAAAAUAAGAAAAAAGGAGUUACUCUUGUCUCCAUUCGCCCAUUGCCGUAAAGAAGAACUAUUUGGACUCAACCCGAACUUCUUAGAAAGCCUUAACAUCAAGCCUCCACUCACGAACGCCAUUUGUGUCAGCAAUUUGGACGAAUGCGUCACUGCGAUGAAGAUACGCGAGGUGUUUUCCAUGGCCGGCACAGUGCUGUUUCACAAUAUAAGUACAAAUCACACGGCGUUCGUCAUGUAUGAACAUCCACUAGAAGCUGUACAGGCUAUUUCCAUGUUUCACAAUAAAAAACUAUUCAGUAAGAUUCUGACAGUCGAAUUGUGCAAUAGUGAUAUUUAUUUAAAAAUGCAGAGAGACUUAAUUGACUUACCAGAGGGACUCGAAGAUAUAGGUCCAGGGUUUGGAUAUGAUGGAGCACCCGUCUCAAGUAUAUUUAUGCUAUCGGAAAUAACAAAGAUUAAAAAUGUCCUCCUUGAAAGAUUACCAAAACUGGAUCCGACGAUGAAUGGGCAAGCAUUAUUUACUAAUCUAAAACACAAAAGCAAAUAUAUGUUGCAAAAGCCUACUGCUUUUCCGUUUCUUACAUCGCCGUUGCAUAUAAACCCAUUAGAGAGUAAGGGAAGUGAAAGUACAGGUGAAGACCAUCUAAACUCCAAUGAUUAUAAUAAUCUAAUAGAGCCAGAAACGCAACGCCAAGAAAGUCCUCGUCAGCCCGGUCUUUUAUCUAAAAAUACUCCGCCCCACCGCCAACCUCUUCUUGCUCGCCAUCAAACUCCGUCUUAUCGGCCUAGCCGUCCCGCUAACCCAGCACACCCACGUCAGCGCGUGUCUCCUCUUCUCCCAUCUCCCUCCUAUCGCCCGUCAGCUAAUCAUCAGCCUGCCCCGUAUUACACCGCGCAGAACUCGCAAUAUCCUUUCAAACCACCAACGCAACAAAAAUCACAGUCCAGUAGUCCCCACGCCAGCCCCACGGCUCCUUUGCAAUUACAUUCGAGUAUUGACAGAAAAACACAUCCAAAUAUAAAUAAUCCUUUGCAAUCUACCGGCCCUAACCAAACGCCUGAUUUGAGUAGCAUUUUGGUCAUGUUACAGACUGCGCUUAGCCAAUUGAAUAGUAACAAUAGUCAAAACCUUGCCUUUCAAAGCACGCAGAACCUAAUGGGCGUAUGUCAGAACGCGCAAAUGUUGCAAAAUAUGCAGGGAAUUGCAACUACCCCAAUUAUGGACUCAACCUCGUCGACGCAAAUACAACAACUUUUGCAAAAUCUAUUAAACAUGCAAAACCAAAACCAGCCAAAUAUGCAAGGUCUACAAAAUGGAGUUCCCGGAGUUCCUAGCGUGUCCGAACAGGAGGGGGCUCCGGCUUCAAGAUCAAUAGGCGAAUGGAAUAUACCAACGAAACGAAGCGCGCACAACAAAUCGAAAAAGUCCUCAGCCGAACCGAUUUCAAAGGUGUCCGAUAUGCUAAUGUUUGUUAACUUGCCCUCAACGGUAACCCAAGAUAUCUUUAAAUAUAAAAUGGAAGAAGUUGGGGACCUAAUCCUGGUAGAAGUUUUAGGCGAAGGUCGCGCCCUUGUCAACGAUAAUCAGAGUUAUUUAACCGCUCAAAAGUGGACGGGGAAACAAUUUUUGUCAGGAAAAUGUAAAAAUAUAUGCAAAAAUACUUGGAUACUUGAAAAUGCAAUAGAAGGCCAGAGUUUUGGAGCCUCUUCGCAUAUUCAGCACCAACACAAUAAUUAA
Molecule: messenger RNA, 2508 nt
Organism: Leptosia nina
Lineage: Eukaryota; Metazoa; Arthropoda; Insecta; Lepidoptera; Pieridae
Source: the annotation of a GenBank genome assembly